Messenger RNA from Gigantopelta aegis, 7234 nucleotides. RefSeq lists its product as uncharacterized. Bases 447 to 1049 code for a protein of 200 amino acids. The transcript is spliced from 4 exons. The record is from RefSeq and is a predicted model, not a curated record. Lineage: Eukaryota; Metazoa; Mollusca; Gastropoda; Neomphalida; Peltospiridae.
GGAAACAGACUGAAACCUAUGCAUAUUCAUGUACCACUUGCACUUACAGACGACUGCACGAGAUUAUUCGCGCAGUGACAAGUACUGUCGUCUGACGGCGAAAAAGCGAAGCUGUGUUUCUAGACGCGAACACGUUUUCUCGUGCUGGGUUUAAAAGCGAGUCGGGGCGAGAUUUCGCCAUCACCUGCCAAUGAGCGGUGUCGCCCACGACCUCGAGUACAUGUUAUCAAUGAAGUCUGCUUACAACCAGGUAGCGGCAAACCCCGACCGACCGACUGACUGACUCAGUGUACAACUAUGAUCCGUGGUUGUGGCCGCGACGCGAGGACGUCCUACACGAGGUGUGUGUUGAGUGACACACUGUGACGCUGCUGUUGUUAUUUUUGUUGUUGUGGCGGUAGUAGAGCUGUUGUCGUUGUUGUUGAUGCGACGGCGGCGGCGACGACAUGAUGAAGUCGUUUGUGAGCAGACUGACUGUGUGGGAUAAUGUUCGGUGGAUUACUCUAGUGUGGACUACUUUAGCUGUUCUGGUCGUCACACGCACAGUUCCAGUGCCGGGCGCGAAGACGUGUCAGUAUUCUAACAUUGUCACCAUGCAGCGCGAAUGUAAAACGGAAAACGAGGCUUUACUGGAGGCAGAAGAAUCGGACAAUAACAAGAGAUUGUGCGAGAGUCUUCACACUUUCUGGUUUUGUGUUGCCCGAAAUGUUCCUCAAUGUUUUUACAAUGUCAGUGUGAUGAACGAACACUUCACGCAUUCCCCUCAUUACUGUAACCUAUCCUCUGAACAGUUCCUUCAGCUUCAAAACAUCAUACACUCAAAGCCCAAAGACACCACUAUAUCACUGCCAGCUUCCGUUUCCGGUGAAGACAGUUAUGAGACUGUGACGUCACAGUCCAACAAAGAUGUUAAAGACGGUGAACAUUCCAAUCACAAGAGAAACAACUCAGCACCAAGCUCAUUAUCCAUAUCCUAUUCUCUGUGGACGUUUUUACAGAUAUAUGUGUUGGGGUGCCUGUUGUUGGACUACAGUGUGGUGUGCUCGUAAAGAGGAGGAGAUUAGCAACAGAGCAUGGAUUCUGUUCAUGGGUUUCCACCAAGUUAUUGAAUUAUCAGAUAUAAUAAAUGUGUAUCGGCGUAUUCUAGAAUUGAGAAACAGGGUGCUAUAUUGUGAUGAGAAUACGUCUGAAGACCAAGGGCAAGGUCGCUUAACUUGCUCAAACUCUCAUCUACAUUGCUCUGUCAUUAUUUGAUGAUCAUAAAAUUGAUAUGCAUAGAAAAAAAACGGUUUGAUCGUUAACAUGCACAGGUAGCGUCACUGGUUAAAGUAUUACCGGUUAUUAUUAUCAGAUAAUGAUGUGGCUUAAAAUGAGCGAGUCGUGUAUUCAAUAUGAAGUUUACAACAACAAACAAAAUCAAAAGUAACCUGUUAUUUGUAGUUUCACACUUUAACAAAAUAUGUCAAUAUUUAUAAAAAGAAAAAACAUGUUUAUUUCUGUCGUAAUUUUGGGCUUUAGUUAUUGGCCUAUAUAAUUACAACAGAAACUUGAAUGUAAUUAUAUUGGAGUGUUGGGGAGUUUUGCCCUCAAAACCUUCACGCAGAUAAUAUGUAACUAUUCUUUAACCAUUAUUAAUAUAAAAUACUUUUAACAUUGUUAAUUAUAAUUUAUAUUAAAAUGUUCUUACCUUAUAAUAUUGUUUUAAUGUCUUCCUAUUUAUAACGUAUUAUUCAAAUAACGUUGAGAAAAAAUGGUUGACACUUUUUGUUCUGUUGUGGCAGUAAAUUGGUGCUUUAAUAGUAUUCUCUCUGUUAUAUAUUAUUUUUUACAAAUACAACUAUUUAUUUAAAAAAAAAAUAUUUGUAAUGAAUUCAUUUUAUGUAUAUUGGCUCAAUAAUUUAUAAAAUAAAAUUAUCAAAAUUGUAUUCGCAGAAUAAAGGGGUGUGAUUGAGUGUAGAGUUCUGUUCCACCGUCCUGUUUUCACAAAUGUUAUAUUUUUUAUCUUGGUGUAAAAUUUUAAGUAAUUGUUUUGAAAACAUAAUACUUUAAAAUGAUGAUCUAAUGUGUUUGUUUCGAAGGGGUGUGUUUGUAACCAGGAUACUCAUGUACGUACGAGUGUGCUUAAAAAAAUAUACUGAAUUGUCAGAAUUGAAAUUUCAAGUUGUAAAUUUUGUUUGGUUCAGUGUAUAUCACAAACGUGUGUUAAACGUUGUUACACAUGUAUUUAGAUUUAAAAAACAAAACAAAAACAAUUACGAUAGUAAUGUUUACCUUCGACCUGUGUUCACAAAUUAUGAUUUUCAACUUAAAUAUCAUCUUCUCAAGCCAAGGUACCAUUUUGUACAAUAUAUUGCAUUUCGUAUCUAUGCAUAGUUACUCGCAUAAACCGAUGCGGACUUGUAGCAUAUUAAAUUUGAAAUAACGAUUAUGUCACUUACAUGAUAUCAUCACUGACCAAUCACAUUGUGUUUAACAAUGGACAAGAACGAAAUAUGGCUUCCCCCAUAUACAAUGAUGUAUAUGCACGGUCUGAAAUGUAACCCAGUACCUAUGAUAUAUAACUGUUUAAAUAUGGAGGAUGUCUACGUGAAUAAGGAUCUCCGUUGUCUUUUGGUCUAAAUAUCAUGGUAAACACGGUAAAUUGCCAUGAAAACGGCCAUGCUUGUUUAUAAUGAAAAAUAAGUAAAGUUCUACACGAUUGGAAUACAUUUUUCUGAAGGGAACCAAUGAAAUAAGACCAGUUCCGGAUCAGUAUAUGCGAGUAACUAUGACAAGGUACGACAUUCAGUAAACUGUACGGAACAACACUUUUUGCCUGCCAGUAUGCUUAAAUAUCGAAUGAAACAGGACUAUAAAUGUAUCUGUAUAUUUCGAUUUUAUAGGACAGUGGCGCAAAAUUCACUAUUUUGUUUUGUAUUAAAUUUACACAAACGUUUAUAAGAAUGAAAAACGUUGACAAAAUAAUGACCUGACAGGGUGGUCAUAGUGGUAUAUAUUUGCUUUAUCUGUGAUGAAAUUGGUCAACUGACUACGUCGACACACAUUUGUAAAACAUUUGUUUGCCAUGUUGUAAUUUUAUAAUCAGAUUUCUGCGUUGUUUUUUUGUUUGUUUUGUAUUACAUAUCCUGUAUAGUAUAUUGGGAGUCUGUUUUUCAUAUUAAUAAUCUAGAUAAUAUAUUACAAACAUACACUAUCAUCGAUGUCUCCUCCUCGGGUAAUAAACUAAAUGUAUUACGUAGUCUAACCUGUCUAUAAAAAGGCCACUUAAAUGGUAUUUUAAUAUAAACAGUCAUGGCCGUUAUGAAAAUAACAGGUUGGUUUAUUAACAUUUGGUGGUAAUUAAUGUGUCGUCGUUAUUAACGCGUGUUUUUAUUAAUAGGCUGUUUUUAUAUUGAGAUAAAACAUGCAUUUGAUUGCAAAUAACAUUAGUCUGUGUGUCAUUAUUAAGAUGGUUGUUAUGCUAGCUGUCGUUUAUAGAAGGCGGUACUGUAUCUAUGUAAUUCAAUCAGACGUAUUGUAAUAGCUCAUUGAACAUUUUAGUUAUAAUUAUUGGAAGAAAACAUAUUUAUACAGUAACUGUGAGUGUAGUUGAGAGUGACUAAUAAUUACAUCACUUUUCAAAUUUAACUUAUCUUGAGUAAGGUAAUUAUUGAUACGCUUGUAUGUUUAUUUGUUUGUUUGUAUGCAUGUAUUCAAGGCCAGCAUUUUUCAGACAUUUUGUGUGAUCUAACGCACCAUUUUAGAAAAAAAACGACGAAGCAUAAGAAAACGAUUUACAAAAGUGUGAUUCCCAGGGGGUUUUUCCAUGUCCGUCGGGUUACCUCUUUCAAGCUGGCCUAAUGCAUGUCUAGCCGACGUUCGUCGUACGAAGUAAUAUAGAAGUCACGACAUUAAUUUUUAGAAUCUCUUUGAACCCCGUGAGCUGUGAUUUAGACAGAUGAUUAGUUCGUGAUGUGUAGAAUCGAUCACGUUCAGAUCGUUAAUGGCAUUAUGAUUACUCCUCCUUGCAUAAAGAUCUGAUAAAAAACAAUGGCAUGCACUUUUCCAUGUUUACCUUUUAACCGUGAAUAGUGAUUAAAAUGUCACCUUCAGUACCUUCCGUCUAUUAAAUUAAAUAUAUAGUUUUGGAAUAGUCAGUUUAUGCCGAGAUAUAAAACUUGAAAUAAUCAGAAAUAAAAGGAUUUCGUAGGUGGUGUUGUAGGGUGGGGUUUUGGGGUGUGUUUUUUUACUAAUACAUUUGGGAAUCCGACAAAGUAGGUAUCUCGGUCGGACUUUAAAAUAUUUAGAGAAAGAAAUAAGGGGACACUUGAUAUUAUACACCACAUUUAAUAUCGAUAUGUAUGUAUAAAAUGAAAAACAAAAUGAAAUACGAGCUUGGAUAUCAGUAAUCUACGAUUAAUACUGUUGACGUCCUGACGCUAUGGAUGAGGGGUUUGGUUGCAGUAGUACUUUGCUGUCAAUGUUGGUGUGAUCCCUUAUUUCUUCCCGUCAGUAUACACAUGUUAGUUAUUUCGCGGAACGUUCAUAGCGCUGGACUCGUUCACUGGCGAUGUAAGAGAUUCUGUCCAUGGUUGAUAUCUCUGAACCUUUAGUGAAUAUAGUCACGUUUAAUUUGUUUGCACUGGCAUUCGGAACAUUCUUCACCCGGCACCGAGUUUCGUAAAUUCGCGAUAAGUAAAUCAGCCGAGCUAUUCCGAAUUCAAUGAGCUAUUGGUAAAUUUUUAUUAACUGUGUCUUAUGAUUGGUUAAAUAACACGUCACCUAGAUAUGUUUUGUCAUUGGUUUGUUUCAGAUUGUUGUGUAACGAAGAGUAAACGUAGUGUAGAUCCAGACUUCUGUUAUCAGUUUAUACGCAUAGCUGUGAAUCCUGCCAAACUCGAUGGAGCAUAUCAUUAGCAUAUAUUACUUAUAAAAAUUAACCUGUGUACCAAUGUAGGCUAGAAAUACGUAAAUAUUUACUAACACUGGCAGGCGCACCGGUGUGUCAGUGUACAUAUCUGUUAUAAAGACGUUGCCAUAGUUUAGCACAUUUAUAUACUAGUAUAUGGCAAUGUUUAGCUGUUCAGUUGUUAUAGAUGUUUUGAUGAUUCCAUUCAUAUUCUGGGACCAAACAGAAAGUCAUUAUUAUUCGGUUAUGUAAUCUGUUGAGUUUACGGUGUAAAACGAAAGUAUACACAUUUAAACAUGAACGCUAUUCAUAGCUACACACAUUCUAGCGCUCACGUACGCGUGGAUGUAGCGUACGUACAAUAAUGCACACAUUCACAUUUGCAGACACAUGCAUACGUAUUCAUACAACAAAACAUAUACAGUAAUAUUGUUUUGAAUACGAAGUUUAGUAUCGGAACAUUCGACUGCUUGUUACAAAUAAAUAUAAAAUGGACAAAAACACAGAAAACCCCCCACGAAUGCGAUAGCCAUUAAAUUCCAUUGGGCAAUGUUUGUGUAUACGUUUAUCUUUAAUUCAUAACAGAUAAUGGUACAUGAGUGGCCGUUGGAUAUCAUUUAUCGUUCGAGUCGCUUCAAUACCUAUCUAACGAGCGAAAGUGAUUUGGAUAUGUUUUAAACAGCGAGUUUAAGAUAAAUGGUAUCUAACGGAUAUGUAUGCAGUAUUACGUUUCUUACAUAUCCUUGGGAGAUUCCCAGGUUUCUAGUACAUCUAUUUGUCGUUUACAACUAAAACAUAUUUAUGGCCCUAGCGCUUGUAGAUAAAUCAAUUACAUGUUAACUUGUAUGUCACAGAGCAAUCGAUUUCGAUUUCGCUUUGUUCACUGAAUGGUACGGCUAUGGCGACUGGGUUAUCAAUUAGGAAAAUCCAAUCAUAUGCAUUUAAAUUGUUAUCACACGUAUGUGUGUUAUUAAUGUGUUACGAAAAAAUAUGAUGUUCUCACCAACGUGUACAAAAUAAAGAUAUUCGCUCAUAUGAGCUUAUUAUUAAUAUAUAAAUGCAUUAGUCAACAUAAUAAUCUUCGUAAUCAUCUUCAUUAUAUAUUACAAAUAUAUACUCAUCGUAAAGAGAAACAUUGCAUUAUAAAGAUGGAAUUAGACAAUAUAUGCACAAAUAGUAUCAUUUUUGCAAGCUUUUUGUUGUUUUGUGGGAUUUUUUCAAUUAUGUUUUAAUAUUUUAAUUUGUGUAUAAAAAGUUUUUUUCUUUUUUCUAUUUGGGCCUAUGUAAAUAAAUACACCUGUCUAACACGCACAGUUUCUUUUUCGGUACGUAUACAUAGGACUGCGUUGACUGAUUGUCAGCUUGUUGGCUUGACAAAUUAGUGCGUUCUGUUUUAUCAUUAUUAAAAUGAUUGGUCACAUCCGAUCAUCUAAGUGUUGACACUUGCACUGAAUCAAACAGAUUUUGUUAUAUCUGCUGCCGCAAUUUACUGAUUUAUAAUUCAUGUGGUUGUGAAAUUGCUUCUGUUUUGUUUAUUAUGAGCGUUGUUAUUUUAUUAUUUAGUAUUAGCUGUGUGUUAUAUCUUCAAACCGGACCAAGUCACCAUCAGAUCUGGGAUUUGUUUUCGUCACACAAUAUUCGUGUCUUCUUUGUUAACUCAUGUGAUUUCCCAACAAAGACAUUGCUUGAAGAUACUUGGUCCUGUGUGCUUAACAUACAUAUAUUUGUUUUUACAUAUCCGAUCAUGUGAAAUUGCAUCAUCUUGCAGUAUAAUAUAAAAAUAAGCAUGCAAGGACGUUGCGAUGUUGCCAAGGAUAGAUAUAGAUCCCAAAUGUUCCGAAUUUCAGUCCACCCCGCAUACAUCUUUAUUAUUGUCUUUGUCCGCAGUCACUUGGACACCAAUAUGGACAGAUAUAACACUGGUUCAACAGAUUACGAUAAAACUUAAUACUUGUCAUACAACAUAUGUGCAUAUUUUUGAAAACACAAUCUUUCACAAGUGGUGACUGGGUAUCUUGUUUUUAGGUCAACAUUUCGGAAGAACAGAUUUUGGUUCCUGCUAGCAACCAAGGCAGUUUUAUAUAUAUAUAUAUAUAUAUAUAUAUAUAUAUAUAUAUAUACACACACACACACACACACACACACACACACACACACACACACACACACACACACACAUAUAUAUAUAUACACACACACAUGUAUAUACGCAGUGAUAUGUUUGUAUAUGUGGCAAUAUCUUAUGUCUGUUCAGAUGCUUCGAUCAAUUAAUGGUUGUAUUUGUUUCGUAAGACAUUUAAAUUUAUUUUUUACAAUUGAUACCAAUUAAAACAAUGUACAAGACUA